ACAUUAUCACUUCGGCGUGGUUGGUUAGUGGUCAUCAGCUGCCGCAGCCACCGUCGCCGGCGCACUGAACGGAACGGAAUCGCGGGUGAGGUUUGCUUCGCUAGAAAAGAGUCAACAGUUAGUUCAGUUGUUUCUCUGCGGGCACGGAAAACGCGCGCGAAACUGAGGAGGCUGCGCAGUGCGCGCGUGAUCGGAACGUCUUUUACUACCUACUACCUGUCUGUCUGAAAAUUGAAGAGCAAGGAAAAAGCAUCCGCGAGGCGCGAGGUCUAUCGAUUGGUCAAUUGCAGUGUUGAAAUAUCGAUUCACGCAAUUUGUGGCGGUUUGACGUGAUGCAGAAAUAAGUAAGGAGUUUAAAGAUACAUCGUGCUUUUGUCAUGUGAAUGUGAAGUUCGGUUUUAGUAGAUGAUCUAUCGCAUAGUACUUCGCUGAAAGCGUAUUUCUAGUGGCCAUUGAGUUGAAGUGUCUUUUGAAGAGGUCAUCAAGCUUACGAUUCAUGAGCAACAAUUGUUUCAUUAGAGAAGAUUCCAAAAGAAAUACAUCCAAACAUGUGUGAAUGAUUCUUAUCUCUUGUAGCCGGCUCGGUUUGUGUAACGUCUAUUAUAAUGUCAAUAGACGUAUUUAAUGAAGUGUAAAAGAAUAAGCUAGAUGAGUUAGUGAUAAGUCCUGUGAAUUACUAUCAACUAAAAGUGACAGUCACGCAGGUGCCUUCGCGAGUAUCCUUGAGCAGCUCAUUCAAUGGCAGAUCUAUCGAAAAAGUCGGAUGGCUCAGUGAUAGACUCGGACAGGUGAUCGGCGUUUUAUUAGAUAGUGCAUGUGCUGCCGGAGGGGUGAAUCUACGUGAGAAAAACAGCGUGCCGCCAUUCGUUGAAUGACGAAUAGUUUGUAAAGUUGUAAAACUUUACUGUACUUGAGUGUAUCUUAAUUGCCUGAUAGAAGAUGAUGACGAUGAUGCUGACCUGCAACAAACAGCGUCGCGGCGGUCGGUGGGGCCAGCUUCGCGCUAUAGUCAGUUUGGCCUUGUUGACAGCGACCGCGGUCCACGGUCAAUUGGUUAGCUCAGACUGCGAUGCAACGAAAUGCCCGCCAUCGGUCGACAUUCCGGACACGCUGCUUCAGGUGGGCGAACGCACCGGCAAGCAAAUGGUGAACUGCUGCGAGGUCACGCAAAUAUUCUGCGAUCGGAGCACGUGCCCAGCGAGGAUCCAGUUCUGUGACGAAGCAAGGACGAUCCGACCGAAGACAGUCGAGGGAAGGUGUUGCACUUUGGACGAGUGUGAUAACAACGUCACACGAUCGGAGCUGUGCGAGGUGGAAAUCAAUGGAACGAUCACCAGAAAGCAGAUUGGCGAAAAGUGGUUCAGCAUGGUCAACAGGACAACUUGCAUGAACUUCGAGUGCCUGCGAGGAGAAGCUUCGGAACCAUUUGUGAAUUCUAUUGGAAUCACAUGUAAUUCGCAGUGUCCGGAGGGAUUCGCACUGCAGUAUACCACCCAGCACUGCUGUCCACAAUGUGUUCAGGCGAAAUGUCGUUUCAACGAUCGCUUCUACGCGGAAGACGAAAGUUGGGAAAGUCCAGAUGGCUGCCAACGGUAUCAAUGCAUCAACGAAGGCGGUUUGCUGUCGAUCGUAUCGAACCGAAAGCAGUGCCCGGUAAUGAUGGAUUGUCCACCGGAGGACGUGGUAGAGCAGGACUGCUGCAGUAUGUGCAAUAUUACACUGGUUGAACCAGUAACGCCGAGACCACGCAAAGGAAUCGAAUAUUACGACGAGCUUGACUACUCGGAUCAUGAAUGCAAACGAGAAUGUAUCAGGGGAAGGAAACCCAUGAAUUGUUAUUACCGAUUCAAGAUUGAGUGGUAUGAGACCUUGAGCAAGGCAUGUUAUGAGUGCCCGUACAAUGCUACGGAUUGUGAUCGGCCGCACUGUAUUGCUGCAGAUGGAGUUCGAAGAAGUGUGAUCGUUAUAAACAGAAUGAUGCCAGGACCGUCAAUCGAGGUUUGUGAGAAUGAUAUAAUUACCGUGGAUGUGGAGAAUCACCUUAUGGGAGACAGUACUACGAUUCAUUGGCAUGGUUUGCAUCAGAAGAGAACACCUUAUAUGGACGGAGUGCCCCAUAUCUCUCAGUGUCCGAUCAGUCCGGGGACAACUUUCAGGUACACAUUUAAGGCGGACAAUGCGGGUACUCAUUUCUGGCACUCUCAUACCGGAAUGCAACGUGGAGAUGGAGCAUUUGGUCCGCUAAUCAUUAGAAGGGACAAUGAUCCCCAACAGAUUAUGUACGAUCAUGAUCUUUCCGAACAUGUGAUAACUGUUCAGGAUUGGGGACACGUAGCUGGAAAUCAAAUGUUUAUAGCCCAUCACCACUCGACGGGAGAUAAUAAGCCUCCAAACAUACUGAUUAAUGGACGAGGGAAAUAUUUCAAACGGUAUCCAAAAAUCACUGUUUCAGCAGGAAACGGAAAUAGAGAUAUGGGAAACGAUGCAGAGCUGAUACUAAGCUCUCCUAGCAAAGCUCUCAAACAAGUCAGUACUAGACUAUCCAACACAUCAUUGCGUCGAACGAAGCGACAGUCCAGGACAGUGAAUUUCAACGCCGUAGUGGUCCCCGAAUCGGAACACAUUCCCUUGAAAGUAUUCUACGUCGAACCGAAGAAGCGCUAUCGGUUUCGGUUGAUCAACGCUGAAUUCCUGAACUGCCCGGUCGAACUUUCUGUGGAAGGGCACAACCUCACCGUAAUAUCGUCGGAUAGUUUCGACGUAAACCCCGUAGAAGAUCUGGCCUCGUUCGUCAGCUAUGCUGGUGAACGAUUCGAUUUCGUUCUGAGAGCAAACCAACCUAUUGGAAACUACCUGAUGCGGUUCCGAGGGUUGAUGGAUUGCGAUGAACGGUUCACGUCCGCCUAUCAGGUGGCCGUGCUGCGCUACAAAGGAGCUCCCGAGGAGGAAUAUCAACAGUGGCCGAAUUACGACUUCCCUCUGGAAGGAAUGCAGCUAAAUUCGUUGAACAAAGGAACGGGGCACGCCGAUACGAUGUCAAUUGCGGAAACAUCGUCGAGAGAUCAAGAAGAUCUGCUAUUGCUCAGGGAGAAGACUGAUUUUAAGUUUUACGUUUAUUACGAUUUCUACGCCAAGGACAAUCCACACUUUCACGUUCCAGAUUUGUACGGAUUUAAGGAUGUCAUCAACAACACCAACCGACUGUUCACUCCGCAGCUGAAUCACAUUUCGAUGCGGAUGCCAAAGAUUCCCAUGAUGCCGGGCAAGGACGAGCUGGACGAGAGUCGCUUCUGCAACGCAAGCUCUCUGAUGGAACAGGGCAUCAACUGUCGGGAGGAAUUUUGCGAGUGCAGCCACGUGGUUCAAGUGCCACUGAACUCAACCGUGGAAAUGGUGCUGAUAGACGAGGGGUUCACAUUCGAUGCCAAUCAUCCGUUCCAUCUGCACGGGCAUGCCUUCCGGGUGGUCGGAAUGGAACGGUUGGCGGGCAACAUUACGGCCGAGGAAGUGAAGCGGCUGGACGAGGAGGGAAAGAUCAAACGGCGCUUGAAGGGUGCCCCGAUUAAAGAUACGGUGACCAUUCCGGACGGUGGUUAUACCAUUAUUCGGUUCAUUGCGAACAAUCCAGGCUACUGGUUGUUCCACUGUCACAUCGAGUUCCACGCCGAGAUCGGAAUGUCGCUCGUCCUGAAGGUGGGUGAUAAAUCAGAAAUGCUGGCAGCUCCCCCGAACUUCCCCACGUGUUACGACUACACGCCCGGUCUGGGAAAUCAGUAUUCCGGUGGGCAGCACACUGCUGGACAUGGUGCCCUCCAGCGAGUAGUAUUAUUUUUAGCGUCCAUUACCGUGGCAGUGAUUGCAAAGAUGAUUGCGUGAUUGUGAUAUUUAUUGUUAGAUGUUCUACUUUAAGAGAAGUUUUAUAUAAAGAAAUAAAAAGUUUCGUUAAAAAAUCAA
Aedes albopictus (Asian tiger mosquito) is the source of this 3954-nucleotide messenger RNA. RefSeq lists its product as uncharacterized. The transcript has 7 exons. Gene Ontology annotation, molecular function: copper ion binding; oxidoreductase activity. Lineage: Eukaryota; Metazoa; Arthropoda; Insecta; Diptera; Culicidae. The record is from RefSeq and is a predicted model, not a curated record. The coding region runs from base 940 to 3876 and encodes 978 amino acids.